AGGACUUACUUAAUACACAAAAGUGACAUGGUACAUUUUAUUUGACUAUAAUAAUUAUUAUUAGUAUUAGUACUGUAUUAACAAAACUUAUAGAUUGUGUAAAAAUCAUUUUUCGAUAAACUGUUAUCUGAUUUCUCUGACAAACAAAAACACUUUGUUUUGCUGAUAAACUUUUGCGACAAAACUGAUGUCUAUGUAAUGAUGCCGUGCGUUGCCAACGAAGCUUGCGAUGAGCACCGGACGGUCAGCAACAACAAUGACAGACCAUCGGUCAGUCCCGUGACUUGUCUCCCGAAGACCACUGAAAAGCAGAAAAACAUAUAUAAACCUAAAUAUCACGCCUUCUCUAUUGAAUCUCUGGUCGGAAACUUGGAUAAGAAUAAGGCCAACAAUAGUGAGAACACAUCCGAUGGUGAGUCCCAUGAAGACGACAAGUUGUCGCGAAAGUCGUCCACAGCAUCGGAAUCAUUGACAUUAAUAUCCACUUCUUCGGCAACACCAUCGCGAACACCGACACCCAGUAAUGAAAAGCAAUCGGCGAAUGGCCUCAAAAUACUUAAAGACAACAAACACCACAAUAAUAAUAUUAAUGACAAAAAUUUCAUGAUUGACGACCAAUAUUUAAACUACAGUAUUAACAGAUUGUCGCCCUCAUCGAUAGCUGCCAACAAAAAUGGUAUUUUAAGAUCAUAUAUGACAACCAAUCAUCUCAAUGAAAACAGACUCACUAGUCAGCAACAGAUAGAAACUAUUACUACUACUCCCGGUGCUCAUCAAUACAGUAGUCACAAAAAAACCGAUAACAAUAACGGAGCCGUCAUUAAUCAUAACUCUAUUGCCAUCAAUAAUAAUAAUCACAGCAAUAGUAAAACAUAUGAUCACAUAUUGAAUAUGAGAGUCAAUAUGAAUAACGGCCACAAUAUAGCUAACAGAGCACACAGUCCAUCGGCACUGACAGCUCAUCAUCAUAUGAGUCGAUUUGUCGGCGGAGCCGGUAGUCAUCCCAUACAAUCAUCACCGUAUGUCAGUAAUCAGUACUAUUGUAACCAAUUGUAUUGCCGUCCAUUUGAGGACCGGCUUAUCGGAGCCGGCAAUCCAUUUAUACCACAAGUUUGCGAUUAUAAGAUAUUAUCGGAAAAAAGUCCAGAUCUGUGUUGUCAGCCGUCGGCCACAACGGCUGCAGCGGUGUUUGGCAACGGYUACCGCAAACCCAAGCGUAUCCGUACGGCCUUCAGUCCGGGACAGUUGUUACGACUCGAAGAGAUAUUCGAGAAGAACCGGUAUGUCGUCGGUUGUGAACGAAAACAGUUGGCCAGAGAUUUGAAACUCAGUGAGACUCAGAUAAAGGUUUGGUUUCAAAAUAGACGAACUAAACAUAAACGAGAAAAACAUCAACAAAAUGGUCCGAAAAGGACGGCCGGAGCCAACAUCGCUGCCUUCAUGAAUGGUCACUAUAUCGGCGGAACGUCGGCUCUACAUCUGACUAGUGGUCAUCUGAGUGGUCAUCACAGUCGGGACAGCAAUAGUAGUGAUGUAGACGACGACGAAAGUAUGGAUGAAGAGUAUAUCCGAAAAUAUUGA
Oppia nitens is the source of this 1581-nucleotide messenger RNA. RefSeq names its product homeobox protein SMOX-1-like. NCBI's taxonomy places the organism in Eukaryota, Metazoa, Arthropoda, Arachnida, Sarcoptiformes, Oppiidae. Gene Ontology annotation, biological process: regulation of DNA-templated transcription; neuron differentiation; central nervous system development. The transcript is spliced from 2 exons. Bases 199 to 1581 code for a protein of 460 amino acids. The record is from RefSeq and is a predicted model, not a curated record. Gene Ontology annotation, molecular function: DNA-binding transcription factor activity, RNA polymerase II-specific; DNA binding.